AUGGACAGGCUCAACGGGUGGCUCCUCGAGUGCGACGACAAUGAUGCUUCCAAGAUGAAGGCCAUCUCGGAUGAGUUCUGUAGGACUUCCAAUGACAUGGACUUGCUCGUGGAUUUCAUGGACACGGGCGUCAUCUUCAUCGACGACCAGGAAGCAAUGAGUCGUGGUGAGGAGCCAGAGCACCUCGUCCGCGCCUCCUCCGUCUGCAAGCCGUGGCGCGGCAUCCUCGCUGACGCCGGCUUCCGCCGCCGCCACCUCAAGCUCCACUGGACGCCUCCCGUCCUGGGACUCUUCCAGAACAUCCGAGGAGACUGCCGAUUCGUCCCGACCUCCUCCUUUCGGCCUGCCAAGCCUGACCUUCGCGGCUGGCUUGCGGUGGACUGCCGCCACGGCCGCGUCCUCUUCCGCCACGGUUCUGAAUUCGUCGUCUGGGAUCCGAUUACGGGCGGCGAGCGCCGCGUGCCCUUGCCGGACAACAUGGAACUCACUAGCUUCGCGGCGGCGGUGCUCUGCGCCGCGGAAGGCUGCGACCACCAUGGCUGCCAAGGACAAGGAGGGCCGUUCCGCGUGGCCGUCGUGUCUACCGCACAGGUUAACAAAGUCACAUCUGCCUGCUUAUACUCAUCGGAGACCGGCGCGUGGAGCCAGCGAACCUCUGUCGGCAACCUCCCUACCUGGGGUUUGGGCGACCGGAAUAGGAAAAUGACGAGCGUCAUCGUGGAUGAUGGGCUCUACUUCAACAGCAUUGGAUAUCACAUUGUCAAGUACCAACUAGCCACACUUGACUUGUCACUGUUUGAGAAGCCGGUCAGGUGCCGUGAAGGGGAACUCAUUACGACGGAAGACGGUGGGUUGGGAUUUGCCGUCAAGGGAGAACAGCCCCUGAUGGAGCCCUGGGAUGGGCACAACACAGGGUAA
Brachypodium distachyon (stiff brome) is the source of this 918-nucleotide messenger RNA. RefSeq lists its product as uncharacterized. The coding region runs from base 1 to 918 and encodes 305 amino acids. The record is from RefSeq and is a predicted model, not a curated record. Gene Ontology annotation, molecular function: protein binding. The transcript has 2 exons. NCBI's taxonomy places the organism in Eukaryota, Viridiplantae, Streptophyta, Magnoliopsida, Poales, Poaceae.